CUAAUAGGUGAUAUAAUGCCUUAUAUAUAGGUAUGAUAUAUUAUGUUGAACUCGUUUUCUCAUCGAGUGUCUCGCUUGUCUUGAGGGAGGAACUUUCUCUCGAUCACCACACCUGCUUUUUUCCAUAUCUGUUCCCUUCGUAACAAUAUUCCAGCUACAGUAGACGCUCUUUGGGUCACAUUGCUCCCUUUCCUAUCAUUUGCUUACUCGGGGAUAUUGACAACACCGUCAUGCUCCUGGUACUGCCUGUCCUUGGCCACUGAUGGGAGUGGACGGUCACUGUUGUCCCGAAUUCUGGUGUUCAUGAACAGUAUUGCUGCUCAUAGGUUCUCAGCAUUUCAGGCAAACAGCAACACCAGUCGCCAUGGCGACGGCUGUCCUUGAGGUGAGGCGACCAUGGUGAACGGUGGUGACAGUCAACUUUGGCCAUAUCCCAUGGGUUUCAUGUCCAAUCACUUUGACGAGCUGCGCACCGCGCGUAAAGAGGGUCGACCCCUACACCGGUCGGACACCUCGAACCAGAAGUCCGAUCGCUUUCACGAGCUGCGCACCGCACGUAGGGAAGGUCGGCCACUGCAUCAGUCGAAUACCUCGAAGAAAAGAGACGACCCAACGGAAGAGCGCCAUCCCGGACCUCGAUACAGGCGUCCGACUCCGCAUCAUAUCGAACCCUGUCGCGAUGAGGGAGUCUCCGAGCCCUACCCCAAAGGCGACAGCCCGCUGGCCGAUGCCUUGAGAGGGAGGUCGAGAUCCUCUCCGCCUCCCCGGACCCGGGCGCCAACACCACAUCCUCGUGCUUCGGCGCCGCGCAUGACGAAGAAGACGGUACGCUGGGCCGAUCCGUUGGAACAACCGACUCCGCGAAAGAUAGGAUCGGAAGAAAAGGGGAGGGACUCGGAGACACCGGAGAAAGAUGAGGAGGAAACCCCGGAGGAAGACCAGCCCUGUACUUUGCGCCGGUACAGGCCUUUAAGCAUCCCGCGACCCAAGCGCAGCGGUUCAGAGCCGGAAGUCUCCAAGCCGUCCUGUUCCGACCGUCGCCCAACCCCGAUCUUCACCAUCGAGGUGAAACUGGCGUCUCAAGCUCGCCAAUCUCCUCAGCGUUCGCUGAGUCCACUCAUUCCCCAAGCUAUGCCCGCACCCCUGCGCAUUUCCCCGAUCAAGACGUCUACACGUCGGGUCGCUCAUGCCAUUCCCUCUUCUUUUUCCGCUCCAGAAGUCCAGACCAAGUCCGCAACCAGAGACUUUUCCUUCGAAGGCCAACCCGAAAUCAUCAUCCUCAGUCCAGAUCACCGUCGCCCCCAUCAAUACCUUGUUCCCGAACCCACUCAAGAGAAACAUUCCUCAUCUCAACCAACUGCCUUCUCAUACUUGAAGGAAAAGCCCAGACGUCCGGGCACCGUCCGUCCCCGUCCGUCCGACGCCAAGCCUGCUUCCGCCGAGCCUGCUUCCACCAUGGCCGACAUCAGCAAACCAGCCCUCCAAUCCUCCUCAUCAACCUCUUCGUUCCAUACCGCCAAGAGUUUCUGGAGUGACAUGGACAAAAGCGAUAGCAAGAAUCGCGAUUCUUCUUCUUCUCCCAAGCCCGUGUCUCCUAUCAAGCCAGGUCAACCCCAAGGUGAUGUGACUGCUGUCUUUGAUCGUGUCUCAAGUAGUCCAUCCAAGGCCGCUGCUUCCAAGAUCCCGAUACCCAGCUCGGCGUCCAGCUCGUCCUUCCACGCCGUCAAGAACUUUUGGAACGGGAUCAGUGGCAGUAGCAGUUGUGGUGCUAUCGUUGACGGUUCAGAGGAUGUGAAGCCUGUUUUUGGUCCCUCUGCUGUUGCUGAUCGUGUGGGGGUGUUUAAGACGUCCAAGGUGGCGGAGUUGUCCGGGUAUACGGUGAAUAAGCCCGUGAAUGGCCCCGUCAAUGUCCGAAGCAGCAUCACCAGGAUUCCCAUAUCGUGCUCCGAGGCUGGUUCCGUGGGUCGCGAUGUAUCCAAGUCCAAGUCCAAGAUACCAGUAUCUUCCACUUUUUCCUACCACGUAACGAAGACUCAGCAAAGCCGUUAUGUCCCUCUUCGUGCUGUCAGUGGUGAUAGUGCUUCCCGGUCUAGCUUGAAGCCCUCAGCCGAUCCUACUUCAUCCCUGAGCGGCAUAUCCAGCUCCUCAUCCUACCGCACAGCGAAAAGCCAUCCCAACAACGGCAGCAAUAGUGACGCUUCCGCUUUUGCUUCCGGUCCCAAGAUGACAAGCACGGCCUUAACCACCGCCAUCCUUUCAAGCAACGACUCAGCGCGAGCCGAGGACACACCCUCCCUCCAGUCGCAGCUAUGGAACGAUGUGAUGAAUCUCUGCAUUUCGGAGUCGUCUUCAUGCCCGCAGUACAGCGACUGCGAUGAUUGUAUCUGGUCCGGUCAAGAGGGAGUUGAUCGCUGCAGCACGGUGGCGCGUGUUGACGAUGGGAAGUGUAGGGGGCGGUAA
Neurospora tetraspora is the source of this 2460-nucleotide messenger RNA. RefSeq lists its product as uncharacterized. Lineage: Eukaryota; Fungi; Ascomycota; Sordariomycetes; Sordariales; Sordariaceae. The coding region runs from base 397 to 2460 and encodes 687 amino acids. The record is from RefSeq and is a predicted model, not a curated record. The transcript has 3 exons.